Molecule: messenger RNA, 551 nt
Organism: Lactuca saligna
Lineage: Eukaryota; Viridiplantae; Streptophyta; Magnoliopsida; Asterales; Asteraceae
Source: the annotation of a GenBank genome assembly
AUGAAGAAGAUGAAGUGGUUCUUGGGGGACAAAGUGGGUGGGCGGGAGGUGGACUUUUUUCUUGACAUUGUCCUUAUCGUGAAGGAGGAGGGGGAUAUUGUCCAAACUAGAUGGUGUAGAUUGGUUCCUAUAAAGCUUAAUGUGCUUCUUUGGCGAUUCCUUCGUGAUAGGAUUCCGACUAGAGGAAAUUUGGUGAAAAGAGGCAUUGAUAUUCAUUCUAUAUUAUGCCCUAUGUGCUCUCUUCAGAGUGAAGAUUGUAGUCAUACGUUUGUGAAGUGUGAAAUAGCUAAUCAGAUUUGGGAUAAGGUUUUUAAGUGGCUGGAUCUUCCAUUUCUGUUGUUUAAUGAUGUGUUGGAGUUGUUUAUUUGGAUUGAUUCGUUGAGAAUAAAGAAGAAAAAGAAAAAUGUGGUAGAGGUUAUUUGUAUCGUGGUUAUUUGGGUGUUGUAGCAAUAUCGGAACAGUGUUAUGUUUCAAACGUUCAAGAUGCGUAAGAGUCAUAUUUUUGAAAGUAUCAUUAUUCAUGCUUUUAAUUGAUUCUUUAAUAAAAGUAG